This is a messenger RNA of Cyclopterus lumpus (lumpfish), 381 nucleotides long. It is a transcript of the gene pmchl, whose product is annotated as pro-melanin-concentrating hormone, like. Gene Ontology annotation, biological process: chemical synaptic transmission; behavior. The transcript has a single exon. NCBI's taxonomy places the organism in Eukaryota, Metazoa, Chordata, Actinopteri, Perciformes, Cyclopteridae. The record is from RefSeq and is a predicted model, not a curated record. The coding region runs from base 1 to 381 and encodes 126 amino acids. Gene Ontology annotation, molecular function: type 1 melanin-concentrating hormone receptor binding; melanin-concentrating hormone activity.
AUGAGACAGUCACUCAUGUCCGUCAUCUUCGCCGCAGCACUGUUGUGCGAGUGCUAUGCUCUGUCCGUGGCGUUGCCUAUGGGCAAGACUGACGACGGCUCCUUGGAGCAGGAUACUUUCGCCUCGCUGCUGAGCAACGAAGCAUCCGAAAACGCUCUCGGCAACGCCGACAUGGCCACAACGGGCAAAAGCAGUGGCCCGAGGGUAAUCGUCAUCGCCGAUCCAAGCCUGUGGAGGGACCUGCGGGGGCUGCACAGCGGACUGUCCGUCUACAAGCGGCGAGCCGACGACAACAGCCAGGACCUGAACAUCCCCAUUCUGAGGAGGGACACGAUGAGGUGCAUGGUGGGACGGGUGUAUCGGCCGUGCUGGGAAGUCUAG